Molecule: messenger RNA, 1005 nt
Organism: Rosa chinensis
Lineage: Eukaryota; Viridiplantae; Streptophyta; Magnoliopsida; Rosales; Rosaceae
Product: glutaredoxin-C9
Exons: 1
Coding region: 153-587 (144 amino acids)
Source: RefSeq, a predicted model, not a curated record
CAUUCCCCUACGCAAUUUCUCCACCGCUAACCCCAUCUUCCCUUCUCUCCUCUCAAUCAGUAAUCUCAGCAAAAUUAUUCUUUUUUCUCCACGCUCUCCUUCCGGAUUGAUCGCGAUAUCCCAAAAAUUUCUUAGUAAAAUUAUUUAAUAUAAUGCAAGCAAUUCCAUACGGAUCGUGGGCGCCAGAUGCCCCGGCGCGUCACGUGUCGACACGGGAGGAGGUUUCGGUAUCUUCUCCCGUGUCGACGGUCGCAGCUACCGUUCAAAAGCUGGUAUCAGAGAAUGCGGUUAUAGUCGUUGGGAGGCGCGGCUGCUGCAUGAGCCACGUGGUGACGCGGUUGUUACUCGGCCACGGCGUGAAUCCCGCGGUUUUCGAAGUGGACGAGGACGACGAGGCCGCUGUUGUCGUUGAGCUACGUAAGAGGAUGACGAUCGUUGGAGAUGAGAGUGUUAUUAACAAUUGGCCGCAGUUUCCGGUGGUUUUUGUCGGCGGGAAGUUGUUUGGUGGGUUGGAGAGGGUCAUAGCGACGCAUAUUUCCGGCGAGCUAGUUCCGGUGUUAAAAGAAGCUGGAGCUCUCUGGCUUUGACUUUCAAUUAGUUACUUUUUACGGAGUGAUUUUAUUUACCCAUUUACCUUUUUGUUCUUCAUGGUCCUUGAAUAUUGUGAUAUAGCCGGGCGGUUCCUUUUCGAGAAUUAAGAGAGUGAUAUAUAGAAAUGGAAUUCCAGGCUAUGAAGCAAAGUUUAUAAAUGGAGAGAAGAACUUGUUGGAAUUAAUUGCAGAUCAUGCAUGUGAUUUUCUUCUUUGUUUGUUUUCUUGAAUAUAGAUUUAUUCCUUCGUUGGGUGGAUAUGAAUUGAUUGGAAAAUAAUUGAGUUGGGAAAAUAGAUGAAGCAUCUGUAAGUAGUGGAUACUAGUGAUGAGUUGUCUUUGGAGCCUUGCUUUUGCUGUUGAUGAUGUAAUUGCUGAUGAAAUAAAGGACUUAACGAAACUGGAAAGUUUAUGGGA